This is a messenger RNA of Styela clava, 2992 nucleotides long. Its product is annotated as F-box/LRR-repeat protein 4-like. Gene Ontology annotation, molecular function: protein binding. Gene Ontology annotation, cellular component: SCF ubiquitin ligase complex. NCBI's taxonomy places the organism in Eukaryota, Metazoa, Chordata, Ascidiacea, Stolidobranchia, Styelidae. Gene Ontology annotation, biological process: SCF-dependent proteasomal ubiquitin-dependent protein catabolic process. The record is from RefSeq and is a predicted model, not a curated record.
UAUUUUUUGAAUUACUGAUAUUUAGAUGAUUAAUAUUGUUAGCUGUUAGGGUAAAUAGAUAAAUUGUUAAAGAAGUGACGCUGCUAAAGAAUGCUUUUAUAGAUGUCGGAUUGUAGACAACAUUUCAAAAGCGCAAGAAUGAAAAGCAAUCAACCAAAAUUUAUCAAGCAAUAUGCCUCUGGUGUAAUCGACUUUAGUUCACAGUAUGGGGGAGAAAAUCCCAGAAGUGUGUCAUAUUCGGUUGCAAAUAUUGCCGGAGAACCAAGAAUAUUUCCAUCGUACGGAGAUUUCACUCAAGCUGCAGUGUUCCGAACUUAUGGCCCAUGGUGGAAAGAUAAAAAUGAGGCAUCUAAAGCAUCUGGACAUCCCAGGGAAAAAAACUUCUACAGCGAAGAUUACAUUGAUUUAGUAUUUGAUCAAUCUGUCUAUCCAUGGUCAAUUGCCAUUUUUGAAACCUACAACCCUGGAGCCGUGGUCAGGAUACUUGCAUUAAGACAAUCAUUCCCAGUACAUAAUAUUGGACUCUCUCAAAAUGAAGAAAGGCCAAUGCCAGUACCGGUUCCAUUUGCAACAGGAUGCUCACAUUGGGAGAUAUUAUGGGAAUGUAGUUCUCCUGAACAAAAUCUUCCUUCAUCUCCAAAUGAAGCUCGAAUGUUUGCUCCUAUUCUAAAUGAAAUGAAACAUCUAACUAGGAUCAUUCGACUUGAAUUUUGUAGCACUCACCUACAAUAUUAUACUGAACUUGAUGCAGUUGAACUUACAGGUACUUUGACAUACUACCCUUCAACCUCAGUCGAUCCUCCAGUGAAACUAUUUGAAGAAUUGAAGAUAGUUGAUGACGAGACUGUCAAAUCUUAUUCGAAUAAAAUGAAGGACAUAUCUCGAAACAAAUCGAAAAAUGACACCGUUUCUGAAUCAAAAGUUGAACACAAUAAUGGAUAUUUUGACAAUCUUCCACCGGAACUUUUAUGUUAUAUAUUCUCAUUUUUACCUCUUAUGGAUUUAUGCCGCUGUGCUCGUGUGUGCAAGCUGUUUCAUGAACUUAGCUAUGAUCCCUCAUGGUUUAACAAUAUCGACCUUAGAAGUUGUUGGCACCUCAUUAACGAUGAUGCGUUAGAAUGCUUGGUUACACAUUGUAAUCCGAAGUUAUAUGAUGUGACGUGGGAAGACAAUAAAUCGCCACCUACUCCUCAAGUGCAGUCAGUGAAUUUAACAUGGUGUGGUGGUGGUGGAAUUGUUUCAAGCGGAUCUCUAGUAAAUUUUGUCGCGAAUUGUGGAUCUCAUGUUCUCACUCAUUUGUCACUUGCAUCAUGUCCGAUCGUUUCUGAUGAAGUUCUGAGCAAAAUUUCACAUUAUUGUCCAAACUUACAACAUCUUAAUAUCUGGUCAUGUGACGCACCCACAUCUGAAGGACUGAGGAUUUUACACAAUUUAACGAAACUUGAAUAUGUUAAUUUUUAUCGAACAAAGAUAGAUGAUGCUGGAAUUCUAUGCAUUCUUCAUUCUAAUCCAAACUUACAAAGCAUAAAUCUUGGAAGCUGUAUUUGCAUUCUUGAUUUUGAUAGGGUUCUUGUUGAAUUGUCUCAACAUUGUCCUAAAAUAAGAAGUUUAGAUUGCUGGAGAGCAAAAAGUUUGACAAGCCAUGGAAUUAACUCAUUAACGACUUCAUGCAAUUUUAUUGAAGAACUUGAUUUGGGAUGGUGUGGAGGAUUGCAGAGCAGUUCAGGUUGUUUCCAGAUAUUGGCGUCGAAUUGUCCUCAUUUAACCAAGUUAUAUGUGACUGCCAACAGAACUAUAUCAGAUGCUGAAAUCAAUGCCCUGAGCAAGAACUGCCCCAAGCUAGAGAAAUUGGACAUUCUUGGAACAAGAUUGGUUACUGUACCUUCUAUUAUCAAUCUCCUUGAAUCAAGCAAGAAUUUUAGUUUUCUGGAUGUUUCUUUUUGUUUUGCAUUCUCCAAAGAAGUCGUCCACUCAUUGGACCAACAAUAUCCUCAUGUAUCGAUAAAAAGAAGCUUUCAAGAAGAUAACUGAGUAAAUUUAUCAUAAAUAUUGCAUCUCACUUUAUCAAACACCAUUUAACUGUACUAAAAUAAACUUAUGCUAGAUUGAUACAUGCUUAUAUCCUAAUAAAGCGUGUAUGAUUAGAAUGUUAAAAUAACUAUCUAUAUGCAAACAAAAAAUUGUGUUUACUGUAUACCCAAAAUUUUAAUUCAAGCCAAAAUAAAUUUUAAUCUUGCCAGACAUUGUUGUUAUUGUCCCAAAUUAAAAUUGCUCCAGGUCGAUAUUGUCAUAUCUCCUGUUUUUUUUCAAUGAAAGAGCAAAAGGAUAACUCAUGAAAUUUUGCAAAAUUUACUUUGGAAUACUAAAAUGUUAAGAAAUAAUUUGUAAAAUGUUUUUGCUUUGCAACCACUCAGAGAAACAUUUAAAUUGUCUGUUGCAGCUUUUCAAUGUAUAUCAAAAUCUGUGUGACCAAUGAAUCAAGUUACUUUUUCAAACUGAACUUCAUCCUAUAUUGAGAUAGGAAAAAUGGUGUAAGCUUUAUCUGCAAUUGCUGUUAAAAAGAGCCUUUGUCAAAUAAUUGUGAUGCGCUUAAUAAAACAAUAACUCUGUAAGGUUUUGGCUUCAAAAAGAUAUUUAUUUCUUGCGAAAAAGCUCUUUCAAUUUUCUUCAUUUGAUUUAAAUUUGUAAGGCAAAUCUUGAUUUAUUCACUUAUUGACUGCAUAAUAUAUUUUGACGUGAUAUAUAAUAUUUGCAAUCCUUCAUUUUAUUUAACUGUAUUUAGUAUAUAUAUUUUUUUGAAAUAUCCUAGACUGAAAUUUAUCUCUAUAUUUUAAAAAUUUAUUUUGUGUAUUUUAGUAUUCAGUAUUAUGUGUUUAUUUUACAAAUAUCUAUCUCCAAAAUGAGCAUUUGAGUUUUAAACAUUUUCUGUAGUUAACACAAAUUUUUUUUUGGAGAUUCUGGCAUUGUGAAAUUAUUGAAAUGUGGUACAGGG